Messenger RNA from Nyctereutes procyonoides (raccoon dog), 4735 nucleotides. RefSeq names its product N-acyl phosphatidylethanolamine phospholipase D (gene NAPEPLD). Gene Ontology annotation, molecular function: N-acylphosphatidylethanolamine-specific phospholipase D activity; zinc ion binding. Gene Ontology annotation, biological process: N-acylphosphatidylethanolamine metabolic process; N-acylethanolamine metabolic process. The record is from RefSeq and is a predicted model, not a curated record. Gene Ontology annotation, cellular component: cytoplasm; membrane-bounded organelle. The transcript has 5 exons. NCBI's taxonomy places the organism in Eukaryota, Metazoa, Chordata, Mammalia, Carnivora, Canidae. The coding region runs from base 322 to 1500 and encodes 392 amino acids.
CCGCUCGCGCUCCAGCUCGCGCUCCCGCUCGGCUCGGUGCUCCCCGUCCGCGGCGCCGCUCGGGCUCGCUGUGUCCCGGCCUCGGGCGGUUCGCGGGCGCCGAGCCCUGCCUCCUCCUCCUGGAGAUGCUGCGCCUGUGAGGGGCGGGGGCUCGUUUGACCCGCGCGCCUCGGGAGCCGCGGAGCCCGCUUCUUGUUGCCAUUCGCGUUCCUGCCCUCGGGGGAGUCCGCCGGCCCCGCGAGCCGCGUGGAUCCCGUCCGGUCCGCACGUCGCCGGGCCGCCGCUCCCCGGAUCCGAGGACGAGCGCUUUCUGAAAAGGACAUGGAUGAAAAUGAAAGCAACCAAUCUCUGAUGACAAGCAGCCAAUAUCCUAAAGAAGCAGUAAGGAAACGCCAAAAUUCAGCACGGAGUUCUGUGGGAAGUGAUUCUUCUAGGCUUUCCAGGAAAAGUUUCAAACUAGAUUACAGACUAGAGGAAGAUGUGACCAAAUCAAAGAGAGGAAAGGAUGGCAGAUUUGUUAACCCAUGGCCAACUUGGAAGGAUCUCUCCAUCCCAAAUGUUCUCCGAUGGCUGAUAAUGGAAAAAAAUCACAGUGGUGUUCCAAACUCCAAAGAGGAACUCGACAAGGAGCUCCCGGUGCUGCGGCCCUACUUCGUCGACCGCCCCGAGGCCGCGGGGGUGAGCGGGGCGGGCCUGCGGGUCACGUGGCUGGGCCACGCCACGGUCCUGGUGGAGAUGGACGGGCUGGUGCUCCUCACCGACCCGGUGUUCAGCCCGCGCGCCUCCCCGUGGCAGCGCGUGGGGCCGCGGCGCUUCCGGCGGGCGCCCUGCUCGGUGGCCGAGCUGCCCGCGGUGCACGCCGUCGUCCUCAGCCACAACCACUACGACCACCUGGACUGCGGCUCGGUGCGCGCGCUCAACGAGCGCUUCGGGCCCGAGCUCCGCUGGUUUGUGCCCCUGGGCCUCCUGGACUGGAUGCAGAAGUGCGGCUGCGAGAACGUGAUCGAGCUGGACUGGUGGGAGGAGAACUGCGUGCCCGGGCACGACAGCGUCACCUUCGUCUUCACGCCCGCCCAGCACUGGUGCAAGAGGACCCUCCUGGACGACAACAGGGUUCUGUGGGGCAGCUGGGCCGUCCUGGGGCCUUGGAGCCGGUUCUUUUUCGCUGGAGACACUGGCUACUGCUCAGCUUUCGAAGAGAUAGGAAGGAGGUUUGGCCCUUUUGACCUGGCAGCUAUUCCCAUCGGAGCGUACGAACCGAGGUGGUUUAUGAAAUACCAGCACGUGGACCCAGAAGAAGCUGUGAGGAUUCACAUUGACGUUCAAACAAAGAAAUCUGUGGCUAUUCACUGGGGGACUUUUGCCUUAGCAAAUGAGCAUUACUUAGAGCCCCCAGUGAAGCUGAGUGAGGCUCUAGGAAGAUACGGACUUAACUCGGAAGAUUUUUUUGUCUUGAAGCAUGGAGAAUCCAGAUACCUCAAUGCCGAUGAGGAAAACUGAAUAAAUGUGAGCACAGGAGCUAUUAGUGACUAAGGUAUCCUCUAAGAAAGACCAAGGAAUUCCUGAAUAUGAGGAUUUUUUUUUACAUUGGGAAACAACUUCUGCAAAUUAGUGUUUUAUGUUUUGCGUGGUAACUUGCUUGCUCCUCCGACUCCCAGUUCAUACAGAGAAGAAGAGUUCAGAGGUGGGUCAUUUCCAUAAUGAAUUGGUGACGGGAGAUUAAAAUCCUGUCUCAAUGGUAUAAGCAUUGCAAUGGAACUAUUUUUUAACAAAAGCACUAUACUUUAGUGGUAGAAUUUGGAAGUUAAGAAAACUGAUUUUUGAGGUCUUAUUUUUGUUCUUCUGGUUAAGGGCCUCCUGCAAGAUUGAGUUUACCUAGCUAGACUGUUCCAGAGGCUUGCGCAUAGAAACCCGCUUCUUGUAUUCCCAGUAGAGAAUGUGGUGAAAUCGACAGCCACCUGCUUACAGCAGCUCUCCUUGCUCUGUCAGGAUUAGCUUAUAUGCCAAAUGUGAAGUGAUUUAUUUUUUUAAGCAUAGAAACAUAGGUUGGGCUAGGUUCCCAUUUUUAAAGACUUAAUUUUUAAAAAGAGGAGUAUUUUCUGUUGCACGUCUACAAUCCCUAAAUCAGAAGUGGAGCUGGGCAGAGGCAGGGAAAAGGGGGUGGUUAUGAGGACAUGAUUGGUGACAUUUUCUAUUUUUAAUUUAAAAGACCUGCUAAGCACAAAGAUAGCUGCAAGGAAAUAUUUUAUAAAGAUAAAUGCAGAUCUUAAAAUGUUAAUAAUUCUCUGCAUUCCAUUUUCUCUCCAUCUGCUCAUUUCUCCCACUCAUUUCAUAGCUCCAACCCUGAAUAUAUCAAUAAGGUCUAUAAAUAUUUUAUGUUUUACAGGAUUCAGAUGGCUUAUAUUUUUAUAUUAAAUGACCUCUAAGCAUGAUUCUACUUUGGCUAAGCUAGUAAUACUAGCAAUUAAAAGAAAAAUGGUGAUUUUUUUGAGAAUUAGCUGACUUGAGUUUAGUCCUUUAAGGGCUCUCUGGCUGCUUGACUGCUCUGAAUCUUCCAUGAGAGCCGAUCAGAUACAUUGGAGGCCCAUCCUGUCUUUCUGCUCCACAGUCUCGGUGAGGUAAACUUUAUUCACACAAAAUAAUCAAAAUAGGUUUUCUACACCAAAUGCUACCCAGCAGUAUCCUAUUUUCACAUAGUAUAUAUGCACGCCACCUGUUAGCCACUUAAUCUCAAUUUGAGUCCCUCCACCAUGGAUCCCGCCAUAUGUCACCUAUGCGCACUGUGCCUCAGUUUCCUCACGUACAAGAGGACAAUUUUGACCUACCUCCAAAAAAUGUGAAUAGUGAUUUUUUUUUUAAAGCACUUUGAAAAUAUAAGGGAGAAAACUAUUUCUUAAGACAUCACUGCCUAAUAUAGAUCAGUAAAUCUGAAAGCUGAAAAUAGGCUCGUGCUUUUGAAUAGUGCAUUAUUCCUGCUGCAGAGUCCACCAUAUAUAUUUAGGGCACGAAACACUGAGGACUGACAACUUUAUCUCCUUUUGUAAAUUUGAAGAGUCACAGACAAAAUAAAUGUAAAUGAUCAUUUAUGAAAAUUUAGCAUUUUUAUCUUACAAAGAUGCAAAUCAGCCAAGGGGAAAUGUGUAUAUAAUGAAGUGAAUGUAUGUGAUUUGGGGCACUAAAGCAGAAAAAAUUUACCCAUAAAAUAACCUUCAGGAAAAAAAAAAGCUGAAUCACCAUAAACCUUUUCACUCCAAAGGAACAUUCUAGCAAGCAGAUGGGAAUGGAGGUGUUAGGUUGAGGGUGGAUUAGCUGGCGGUGGUGGGGGCUGCUGGCGCCCUAGUACUACCCCGUGUGGUCACCUUCCUUGCUGUUGCCCGCCACACUGAAAAUUCAUCUCUUACCUCUGCUUUGUGAAGACCAAGUUCAUCUUAAUUUGUCUUCUCCAUGAAUGGCCUUAACAUUAUUUCUGUAUUCACAGAAACUAACUGCAGGUCUCUGAGCACUUUAAAUCAUGUUACAGUUCAUUUAAUAAAAGGCCUGCCUUUUUCUAGGCCUUCUCAGAAGCUUUAAUUUUUAUUACCAUUCACAUUCUUUCUACACUGACAUCUUGUUUGUGAAGAAGUAUGUGGAGCUUCAUGUUUCCUCGUAGAAUCAUGUGCAGUUUGUGUGGUUUCAGUUUUUUCACUUAGCUACAUUUUUGCAGGGUUUAUGUAUAAAGCAAAAUCAAAUUUUGAAAAGUAAGCCAAAUCCACUCUCUUGCGUCCAUUCAGUCUAACAUAGGGUAUAAUGCCUUUUACUUGGUCUUACCUGAUCAGUUUCAUUUUGCUCUCCGGUUAGCCAGCACCCAUUCGAACCUGUGAGAUCUUACGGACAGUCCCUUCCUCCUGUAGUAAGUGAUGGACACCCAGAGAUUGGUUCUUCCUUGCCCAGAGGGUCGGAUCACUCACUGUGGGGGGAAUACCACCCAAUAAAAGCCAAGAUGUGCCAUGACCUACAUAGAUCAGGAAUUCUUUGUGCACUUUGACUUUGUAAUUUUUUAGGAAGUUAAAAAUGACUCGCCUUUUAUCUAACAUUUUGACAUUUCAAACUCCAUGCUCUGAACCCCAGGAACUGGGAUUAUCUCAAACUAAAGACGGAGGAAAAGAAAUGGCGUUUUAGAAUCCAGUGCUGCUGAAGCACAUCAAAUCCUAGUUUUUACUCAUGCAUACAUUUGUGUUUUCAUAAAGAGGCAGAUUAAAAAAUUCGUUAUAAAGGAAUGUGCCUUUCAGGGAAUUAGGACUUUUAUUUAUCAGUGAUGCAAACCUUGCCAGCAUAUACACAUUACUACCGUAGCCAGCUGGGAACUAACAUGUUUUCACCUUAAUACGGAAUCUUUUCUACUGUAAAAAAUAUUUCUUGCAAGUUUGAUUUCUGUAUCAGGCUAACCCUGGAAAUACACACAUUUUUCUGUUUGAGGAUUUGUGACUUCCUAUGGAAAUCCAUGUAUUUACAAAUGAAAUUUAAAGUACUUGUACAGCUUUGCCUUAAAUACCUGGAGUAGGAAAGCUGCUUGCAUAUGGAUUUACCUAAUACUAAGCAUGGUGAUGGUUAUGAACUUGAAUAUUAUAAAACCUGGCUGAAUUGAAAUCUAUUAAUAUUUUUAUUCCAUAAGCUAUUGUGACAAUGAUUACAAUUAAAAUAUACAAAAAGCUAAGUAAAAUAUGGAUGAAUAUUAAUAAAGUACUAUCAAGAGAAA